Struthio camelus australis is the source of this 4274-nucleotide messenger RNA. The record is from RefSeq and is a predicted model, not a curated record. Lineage: Eukaryota; Metazoa; Chordata; Aves; Struthioniformes; Struthionidae.
UCUCUGAUGCACGUCUCCCCUCAGGAUGAGAUCGAGGAGCUGCGCGCGGAGAUGCUGGAGAUGAGGGACGUCUACAUGGAGGAGGACGUCUACCAGCUGCAGGAGCUCCGGCAGCAGCUGGACCAGGGGCUGUGGGUACAUGCAAUGUCCUGUCCAGGCACUCUAGGCAGCUGUGGUCCCAGCCCUGGGCACGCUGUGCCCAGCCUGAAAACAGCUGUGUUGUGUCCCCAGGUGGCCAAGGACGUCUCCGUGCGGCUCCACAACGAGCUGGAGGCAGUGGAGAAGAAGAGGAUCAGGCUGGAGGAGGAGAACGAAGACCUGCGCCAGAGGCUCAUCGAGACGGAGCUGGCCAAGCAGGUGGUGCAGAACGAGAUGGACAAGCUCCGAGAGAAUUCCUUGAAGAAAAGGGGAUCUCGUUCUCUUGGGAAGACUGAGAAGAAGCCGUCGGUGCAGGAGGACAGCGCGGACCUGAAGUGUCAGCUGCAUUUCGCAAAGGAGGAGUCUGCCCUGAUGUGCAAGAAGCUGACUAAACUGGCCAAAGAGAACGACAGCAUGAAGGAGGAGCUGGUCAAAUACAGGUCGUUGUAUGGGGACCUCGACAGCUCCCUGUCCAUAGAGGAGCUGGCUGACUCUCCUCACUCCCGGGAGGCUGAACUCAAAGUCCAUCUGAAGCUCGUGGAGGAGGAAGCCAAUAUCCUGAGCCGGAGGAUAGUGGAGCUGGAGGUUGAAAACCGUGGGUUGCGGGCAGAGAUGGAUGACAUGAAGGGCCAGGGGGACAAAGAGCUGAUUGGGCAGGACAUCCGUUUCCUGUCGUCCUCUUCGAACUGUGGGGACUCUGGGGAGAGCCUCGUGGAGCUGAGACGGCACCUGCAGUUUGUAGAGGAGGAGGCCGACCUGCUGAGGCGGUCGCUGAUGGAGCUGGAGGACCAGAACAAGCUCCUCAUGAACGAGCUGAACAAGUACAAGUCGGACCACGACCUGGACGUCACGCUGUCAGAGGACAGCUGCUCGGUGAUCAGCGAGCCGUCCCAGGAGGAGCUGGCCACAGCCAAGGUGCAGAUCAGUGAGCUGAGUGGCAAGGUAAAGAAGCUUCAGUAUGAGAACCGCGUGCUGCUCUCCAACCUCCAGCGCUGCGACCUGGCCUCCUGCCAGACCACCAGGCCCAUGCUAGAGACCGACGCCGAGGCCGGAGACUCCGCACAGUGCGUCCCCACUGAGCUCUGGAGGGACGGGCCUGUCGGCGGGGAGAACGAUGCCCAGGAAAGGGCACCCGGCAGUGGGAAGGCUCUGGACAGCAGCCCCACCAAGCUGCUCAAGUCCAAGGACUUUGAGACCCUUCUGGGCAUCCGGGACCAGGCGGCGCUCGUCAGCAAAGCAAUCGAUGUCUUGAUUUCGGACACCAAUGGCUUCACUUCCAGCCUCAAGUUGUGCCUGGACAACGAGUGUGUGGGUGGGAUGCUGAGUGAGACGAUGGAUAACAGCAGUGAGAGCCCCAGUGACUCCAAGCUGAUGAGCGUUCUCAUUAUGAGGCUCAGUGUCCUGCAGCAAGACCUGGGCUGCUUCAUGAGGAAGGUGGAUCACCUUGCCGACUGCCUCAAAGAGCAGACAGCCUCUUUCCCCUUCUGCGGCCCCGGCAGCCAGGACUCCACCAAAGAGGUGCUGCAGAAAGAGCACAGCUCCGACUUCCAGCAGCCUGAUUUUAGGGAUGCCGACCCUUACCGCAUCACCCACACCAAGGACACGGACCCCAGUGCCACACAUCCCCGGAGCUACAAAACCUGCCGGCCUGAUGAGAAUGACUCCUAUGCCGCCGAGAUGAAGGAGCUGCAGCUGGUGCUGGCGGAAGCCAACGAGAGCCUGCAGGGCAUGCAGGAGCAGCUCUCUCAGGAGAGGCAGCUGAGGAAGGACGAGGUGGAUAACUUCUCCCAGAAGAUUUGCCAGCUGAAGGAAGACCACCAGAAAGCUCUCCUGAGGCGGGAGUUUGAGCUGCAGAGCCUGAACCUACAGAGGCGGCUGGAGCAGAAGUUCUGGAGCCAGGAGAAGAACCUCCUGGUGCAGGAGUCCCAGCAAUUCAAGCAGAACUUCCUCCUGCUGUUCAUGAAGCUCAAGUGGUUCCUCAAGCGCUGGCGCCAGGGCAAGAUCGUGCACAGCGAGGGCGAUGACUUCCUGGAGGUGAACAGCAUGAAGGAGCUGUACCUGCUAAUCGAGGAGGAAGAGCUUGCCCCGCAGCAGCAAGCAGAUAACAAGACGUGUGCCGGAGAUGCCUGGACCCCCAACACGCUGGAGUCAAAGGCAGGCAAAGGGAUCUCAGAGCGAGCACUGCCAGACUGGAAGGUGGCGUUGAAGAGGGAGCGAGAGGAGCACCAGCAUCUCCUGGCUGAGUCCUACAGCGCUGUCAUGGACCUCACCAAGCAGCUCCAGAUCAGCGAGAAGAACUGGAACCAGGAGAAGGUGGAGCUGCUGGCCCGGUUCAAGGAAGAGCAGCAGCAGGCAGAACAGCAAGUAAAGGACCUGCAGAACAAAAUCAACCAGUUGCAGAAAGGAGCCAGCCCAUGGGCUUUGAAGCACUCUGAAGUGGAAAAGCAUGGCAGCAACUGGAAAGAGGCUCUGAAUGAAAAAAUCACAGACAAAGAGACAAUCUCUGAAGCAGAAGCCAAGGGCACCAACUUAAAAAGGACAAAGUCCGUUUCCUCUAUGUCAGAGUUUGAAAGCUUGCUCGACUGUUCUCCCUAUCUCCCUGGAAAGACUGCACCAGGGCUAGUCGACCAUUCCCGAGGCAAAAAAGCAUCUCCGGCCACACAGCUGCUGCCCAACAGCAUCCGGGACAGUGCCAGCGUUCCUCCCCCAAACUGUACAUAUGUGAAUAUUGAGCAACCUGUCCCUGACAGCCUGGCCAAAGAGAAGCUGGGUAUCUCCUCCUGGGACUACUCCCGGGCAAGCAACCUCUCUGGGCAUGACCCAUCCCAGAAGCAAAUGCAGAGGAGCUACACGGCACCCGACAAGACGGGGAUCCGUAUCUACUACAGUCCCCCUGUGGUCCGAAGGCUGGAGGCGCCUCUGGUCCACAACAAGGAGGGGAAGAUUAUGAUUGAACCUGGUUUCUUGUUUACGAUGGCCAAGCCAAAAGAGCCAGAGGAGUCAGACAGCACCGAAAACACGUAUAGCCAGUGGCUAUGCAACUUCUCCAAGCAGCACCGAGAGCUGCUGGAUGGCGGCACAGUGGAGAGCACGGUGCCUCCAGUCCCCCGGUUCCCAUCCUCCCUGCACGACCUGGAGAUCUCUGGCAACAUGAGCGAUGACAUGAAGGAGAUCACCAACUGCGUGCGGCAGGCCAUCCGCUCCAGCUCGCUGGAGAGGAAGGUGAAAAGCACUUCCAGCCAGACAGUGGGGCUGGCAAACGUGGGGACCCAGACCAUCCAGACGGUGAGUGUCGGCCUGCAGACGGACCUGCCCCGGAGCAGCAUGCACAGCAAGAGCUGGUCCCCGCGCAGCUCUUCCCUCAUGUCUAUGCGCAGCAAGCAGAUCUCGUCCUCUCUGGACAAGGUCCACUCCAGGAUCGAGCGGCCGUGCUGCUCCCCAAAGUAUGGCUCCCCAAAACUCCAGAGAAGGUCUUCCUCCAAGCUGGAUGCCACCAAGGACAGGAGCCUCUGGAACCUCCACCAGAGCAAGCAAAAUGGGUCUGCCUGGGCCCGGUCCACAACGACCAGGGAUAGUCCCGUCCUCAGUAACAUCAAUGACGGCUUGUCCAGCUUGUUCAGUGUGGUGGAGCACUCCGGUAGCACGGAGUCCAUCUGGAAACCGGGCUGCCCGGAAAGCAGGGCCAAGCCCGAAGCCCCCAAGUACGGCAUUGUGCAGGAGUUCUUCAGGAACGUCUGUGGGAGGGCGCAGAGCCCCACAGCCACCACGGAGAAGAAGGAGGCCGUUGGUGAGGAGAGCAGCAAGAAAGUGGAGCACCCCACCCCUGCCACCUACCACCAGGUCGAAAGCGUCUCCCGCAUCUUGAACAAGAAAGUCCUCAAGCAGAGCAGCUGUGAGGACCCAAAGCCAUCGUCCCCAGGCCCAGGGAGUAAGGACACGGCCCCCCGGGACCCAGACCUCAUCUCGGCUAUAGCCAGCGAGGUAAUGGCUCUUGCUUUGUCCUGACUGUAGCGUUAUGUCCUAGGGCAGGGCAGGCGUCUGGGUGCUGCCUGAUACCCGGAGCAUGUUACCUCCUGCCCUGGGCGAGAUGUGGGCUGCUUUGGUGGAUGGCUCGGUGCCUUGCCGUGGCAGCCUGG